AUGAGCGACAGGGAGGGCGAGACCUUGGCAAAUAUGGCUGCUAGGACAAGAGGAGCAAGAGGAGCAAGAUUGACGUCGUGGGGAGCUGCCAAUCAAUCAGUUAAGCGGGCUCCUGACGCAGCAGCCACUCAGGCGGACAUUGCUGGUGUAUGUCAAGAGGUGGCUCAGCUUAUCCAGCAGCAGGCACAAACUGCUCUUCGACCUACAUUAUCUACGAAGUCAUACUACGAGAGAUUUAGAAGGCUCAACCCACCUCUAUUUGAGGAUGGAUCUGAUCCAAUGGCUGCAGAGACAUGGAUUCAAGAUAUGGAGAAGAUGUUUGAUGCCCUGCAAUAUCCUGAGAAUGCGAAGGUCGGAUUAGCUGUUCCUAUGUUAAAAGGAAAUGCUGAGUUUUGGUGGACUGCAAUAAAAGCUGCUUAUGGGAAUAAUGAUGAUCAGCUCACUUGGGAAGAGUUCAAAGAGAUAUUUUAUAAUCAGUACUUUCCUAGGACAAUGAGAUUGGUAAAAGAAAAUGAGUUUCUAGCCUUAAAGUAA
This is a messenger RNA of Elaeis guineensis (African oil palm), 534 nucleotides long. The record is from RefSeq and is a predicted model, not a curated record. Lineage: Eukaryota; Viridiplantae; Streptophyta; Magnoliopsida; Arecales; Arecaceae.